CCGAAACCGGAAGUGUUUCGAACAAGGCUAGCUCUUGAGUCUCUGUUAGUUGGGUUUGUUCUUCGGGUGCUAAAAUGUCAAACGAGUUGUCGACAGUGAGCGAGGCGGCGAUGAUUAAUGGUCGCGUUUUCCUCGAGUCAGAGAGUCGGAGCAGGUAUCCGUGUCAGUACACAGACAGCGAGCAGGUAAAUAAGAAUGACCUCAGGGCAAGAGCACCACCUCCUGGCACCUCUAACACCACAUCUGAAUCCCAGGCUGCAUUAGAUACAGUACCAGAAGCAGCACUAGUGGAUGACUGUGAGAAGCUGGGUACUCUGUUUGGGAUGUUCAAUAAGUGCCUGAGAAGCAUGGGCUUCACACAGCUCUACUUUGGGGAGAAGAUUGUAGAGCCUGUGGUGGUGCUCCUCUUCUGGCUGCUACUCUGGUUCCUCGGUGUCCAAGCCCUGGGCCUCGUAGGAACUCUUUGUAUUAUCAUCAUUUUCCUUCAGAAGUAGUGGCCUAAGCAGGAUGGAAGGAUUAAGUUAUGUGUGUUUUGGUGUGAUCAAACACAGAUCAGCAUAAUGAAUGUCCUUUCAUAAUGAAUAGCAUUAUAACAUAUGAUGGGUUUAGGUCUUUUUUCUUUAUGAGCCUCAAAUUACUGCUUACAUAUACAGUGCCCUGCAAAAGUAUUCAACUUUUAUAAAGUUUUUAUAGACAUAUACUUUAAUUUUUAUUGUUUUUUUUAACAGUAAUUUAUAAUUGAGCAAAUCUAACAGAGUUCAGUUAAAACACUUUUAUGUGGCACUGUAAAUGGAAUGGGACGAGGUAGGAAGUUUCAGAAAGCUGAUAUUGAAAGUUUUCUUGUCAUCUAUGCACUAAUUUAGAUGUUUUUGAUAUGCAUGUUUCCUUCAAUAUUGUAUCAGAUUGUACAGACUGUUGAGUGAGUACAAAUUCAUAGCAUGGAUGUUAAUGGCACUUUAAGAGAAAGAAAAUGAUACUCGUUUACCUUACUGAAACUAAAUGAUCCAUAUCAGUCAUCCUAAGUUGUAGUUUUUCAUGCAUUCUCCACGCAAGUGCACUAGAGGGCAACCUCUUCUUGCUCCCUAUCUCCUGGAAAACUGAUUAAGAAAUUAUCUCCUUAUAACAAACAGUAACACUUAGUUGAUAAAAGUCCAAAUGUACCAGUGCAUGGCAGCAAUGUACCAAAAGUACCAAUGGCAUGCCAUUCACAGCCUAGCAUGAGACCUGCGUGUAAAGCAAAUUAUUCAUUCUUAAUGUUUUAUAUGAAUUGAGCAUUUACAUUAUGGUAUCUAAGUGCAAAUGUGUGUUCGUGUAUGGUGCCCUUGUUAGACUGGUGGCCCAUCCAGAGUAUUUUCAUGCUUUGCACUCCAGUGUUCUUCGGAUAGGCUCCAGAUCCACUACAACCUUGAUCAGGAUUACUAAAGAUUAUGAGAUGGAUGUAUGAAUAAUUACCAUUAUUUCCUUCUGUGUUCUGCUGAGAAACAUAUUUAUCCACAUAAGUGUAUCAUUACGGCAUAAUUGCUCAUAAUAUCCAGAGGUGUAUAUUCAUAUGAUUCUUACAUAACAUAAAGCAUCGCAAAGCUAAAAAAAAUCAUUUUAAUAAUUGUAUAUUAAAACUGGCAUGUAAAAAAACACAUGUUGAUGCUUCAAAAUAAUAACUAAUUUCUGUUCUUUAAAAGAGACAAAAUUUGAAUUAAAAAGUAAGUUAAGCUGUAAGACCAUUUACAGCUUCCUCACAUCUGAAAAUUAUUUGUGAAUAUGAUUAUUUGUAAAUGUGAUUUCUAAGUGCAGAGUUAUUUGAGUUACAACUGUAACACAGCCAUACUGUAUGUUUUGCUUAUGACUAAUCCAUUGAAAUGAUAACAUUUAUACUUUCUUUGUAAAAAAAAAAGUCAUCAAAGGCAGUGUACAGCUGUUUCCUGAUACCUCAUUUAGCAGACUUUGUGCCAUAAUUUAGAUCAUUAUUUAUGCAUCUUGCUGCAUUUUCUAUCAGCUCUUUUGGGAAAUUUUUAUUUGAAAGAAACAAGUGUUAUAUAUUUUACUUCUGUAUCUGCAGUCAACUGUCAGCUUAAUAUUUGGCUAUCUAAAU
Molecule: messenger RNA, 2089 nt
Organism: Neoarius graeffei (lesser salmon catfish)
Lineage: Eukaryota; Metazoa; Chordata; Actinopteri; Siluriformes; Ariidae
Gene: fam241a
Product: family with sequence similarity 241 member A
Exons: 2
Coding region: 75-494 (139 amino acids)
Cellular component (GO): intracellular membrane-bounded organelle
Source: RefSeq, a predicted model, not a curated record